Sciurus carolinensis (gray squirrel) is the source of this 6897-nucleotide messenger RNA. RefSeq names its product FAM111 trypsin like peptidase A (gene Fam111a). NCBI's taxonomy places the organism in Eukaryota, Metazoa, Chordata, Mammalia, Rodentia, Sciuridae. Gene Ontology annotation, molecular function: serine-type peptidase activity. Bases 2758 to 4758 code for a protein of 666 amino acids. The transcript has 4 exons. The record is from RefSeq and is a predicted model, not a curated record. Gene Ontology annotation, biological process: proteolysis.
GCGUGGUCACUCUGGCCGCGAUAAAGAGUAGCGCUGAGGGAAAAAGAGCGGGAGCGCUCCCCCACUUUGACCCGCCUCUCUACUUGGUGGCCCGAGAGCGGCCAAUUGGCAUCCGAGUAGGCGAGUUGCUGUCUAAAAAGAGAAGGUGACCUCAGGAUCUCUCCGUCCGUUGGCCAGAAGCGUCAUUUCCUACGCGGUUUGAGUUCUCCGAAGCGCGGGAUUCUAGUGUUGGAGGGAAAGGUCCCCCAAGGCGAGUUAAUCGCUGAACUUGGAACGGACUCUUCCUCUUUGGUAAGUUACCCACUUUAGUUCUGGGCCAACCUGGAAUUUUGAGAGAAUUCAUUGGCAGAAAAUCCUCAGGCUGCGCUUACCAGACAGCUUGUUCUCAUUUUAGAAGAACUGAUGUCUUUUCGAGCUAAGGUUCAUUUUUGCAAAAAUAUUUUCUAAGAUCAACUUCUCUGUGUCCAAAUUCGGUGUUCGGCAAACAAAUCAUCUCAAAUGUGUUUUCGUGAGUGAUUUUCUUUUCAGGAUAAAAUACUCGGAGUAAGUAACGAAUGUUAAUUUCAUUCUCAGGUACGUUCACCAUUUUGAGAACUGAAACCAUCUAAACUCACAUAACUUGCUUGUCCUGUUUUCAUCAAUAUAAAUUUAUUAUUCCAGGCACGUUCUGCCAGGAAAUUAAAAAGUUGCAAUUUUUUUUUUUUAUUCCAGUAACUUCCUCAACGAUCCAACCACUCUUCAAUAGAAAAUAUCAAAGAACAGGUUGCAACUCAAGAUUUCUUGAACCUUUGUCUCAGGAUCCUAGCUUUGGUUAUAUCUAGCAAUCCUAAACUAUUACCCAAUCCUUAUCCAAUCCUAACUACCCCCCCCCCCAACACACACACACCACACAUUAAAGAGCGGGUUUAAACCAGACAUCAUAAGCUCAAUAUUUAGCCCAGCCUUGCUUUUCCCUCACCAGGACACCACAAAAAUGCUGUCAAGCUAUUGUCUCCAUUACCUCAUGAACAGUAAGCUUGGCUUUGUCUUAUCAGCAGGUGCCUCGAUGACAUUUCUGAGAGCAGACAUUUGACAUUCUUCAAGACCCCUGUAAGACCCAAUCAGCUUCCUCCACAGCCUUAACCAACACCCUCAACUCGGAAUCAGUGUUCUCUGCUGAGGUCCCUUGGACCUUGUCUCCAAGAGCCCUCUGCCUUCAAAGGUGGGUAAAGUAGCUGUUGCAUUAGGUUAAAAUCCGAUUUCUUUUCGUUGCGCUUCCCAAGUGCUGAAUCUAUUUUGUUCCUAAGAGUAAGGAAAUCUUUUAAGUAAUCCUUGUAAAUUAUCUACUCGGAUUAAAAAAAAAAAAACUCGUAUGGCUGGCGAAAAUCGGCCUUAUUAUUAUCAACAACGCCGUUUGUCUCUGUUCUUGUAACUUUUUGUGGUAUUUCGGUAGAAGAAAACUUCACAGGGAAGCGAACAGUCAUGGGCCCUGUUCCAUGUGUUUCCCGGGACUCGCCCGACGACUGAGACGUGCAGAAGGUUUUGUGUUAGACUGAUGGCGCGGUCUGAAAUAAACCCCAAAUCGGAUGCGUCCCUCGAGAGCGACCUGGGGCGGGAAAGCCAGUCUCACUUUUUCCCCAGUGGUCGGAAAAAGCAAGGAACUGAGAGCGAUGGCCGUGGGAGAGGGGGUAGUUUAGGAGUUGAGAGGCCUGCCAGGCGCAGAAGUGAAAGAAAGUAUCCAAAUGGCAGGCGAGACAGCCACUCACAGAAAGGUGGGCGGUCCUUUCAACCCCUUAGUCCCGCCUCCGCCCGUUCUGGUCUAAUCCGAGUUCCAGGGGGCGCACUCUCAUUGGCCGGACUGGCUGCGCCUCUGCGGGUCCGCGCGCUGGCGCGGGAUUUGAGUGCAGGUGCUGUGAGUGUGCCCGGCGCGCCGCGCUCAGCGAGCCCGCAGAGUCGGUGAGCCUGCCUGUGGGCGGGAGCCCGGGGUGAGUGAGCCCGCAGGUGGCUCCGCGGGGUGGGCGCGGGCGCGCUGGAGCUUCUGGGUCUGGAAGGGGAUGGGGCUGGAGGCCCAGCCACCAGGGCCCGAAGCGUCGUCCAGCUGGAGGGUCUGGAGGGCACAGGUUUAUAUUUCAGUGAUUCUGUCUUGCCCCACUCUGUGCUGGAAGGAGGAGCUACGUGGCGGACUAGGACGAGGCUUGGAUCGGCCGUGAUCCCUGUCUCUGGAAAGAGUGGCUGAGCCAGAGAAAGAGUGAAAGCCAGCGAGCGCGCAGGAGCGAGCCGGAGUAAAGAGACUAGACAUCAGAGGAAAGGAAGAAGGUGAAAUUCUUCUUCGGACAAAAUAAUGAAGCAGUAACUCAAUCUCCUAUCAUCCUAGGUGAACGUUUCAAAUUUCUUUUUGAAAUCCUAGUCCAAAUUUCUUAUAUCUUCAGGGUACUAAGCAAUUCCUUUCCUAUGCUUUUCCCUAUAGUUUUACCAUCUCUUGCAUCCCCACCUUACAUACAGACCAGAUUUUAACAAUAAUGUAAGUAGAAUACACUUGAAUUCUCCAACUACAGAUUUCUCUGUAGGGUUUUAAUAUCUGCAUUUGAACUCUGUUUCUGCACUUGAGUAGCUUUGUCUUCUCUGAGCUCUUCUUUUCCCCAGGCAAAACCUAGAUAUAACCUGUUUUUCUACUGUAGCUGGGGUGAGCAGUUAGAGAUAAUUUUCAUAAAGGGUUAGUGUAGUGACUGACACAUAAUGCUCUGUAAAAGAUAGCUGUAAUUGUUGGAGUGAUUAUACAUGGUGGAUAAACUAUUUGCUAGGUUAAUAUCUCUGGGAAGGGCAAGGCCAGAGCUGAAGGGGAAAGUUCAUCUCUUCCUCUGCAUAAUUAAUGACAGCUAUGAAGACACUGCUCUAACUCGGACCUCUUCUAAAUUAGUGUUUCAGCUGAACCAUCUAUUCAACCAUCAAGUCAUCAUGAGCUGUAAGAAACGCAGGUCACAGAAGAACUUGUUUGAUGUGAAAAAAAAUAAGAGAAUAGAUAACUAUUUUCCUCAGGUCCCAAAAGAAGAGCAGAAUAAUUCUAGCAUUGCUCAAAUGAAGUUGGAAUCUAGAAAAAAGCCAAGAGAUAUAACUAAUACCCAGGAUCAAAGUUCCCACUCACCCAGGAAAAAUCCAAAAGUCCAGACCACAUCUCCAAACAAGAUCAUUAACAUUACCUUGGAUGUAAACCUUAGGAAAAACAAAAACAUGAAAUACGUGCUCACACACAGCGAGAGGGGCAGCUUGCAGGCGGCACUUAACACCCUUGAUGCUGUCAGAGAAGAGAUGGAAGCUCGGCCAGGCAAGGAAAUGCUGGUGUGUGGCAGAGAAGGAAUCGAAGGGUACCUCAACCUCGGAAUGCCGCUCAGUUGUCUUCCUGAAAGCAGCCACGUGGUAAUUGAAUUUUCCAAAAGCAAAAGCAAGCAGAAAUAUGGUGGCCAAGUAUUUGGCCGGCAUGACCAGGAAUCUACGGACGUGGUCAAAUUUUACAUUCACGCCAUUGGGAAGAGCAGAAAAAGAAUCCUGAAGCGUGGGGAACUUCACAAAGAAGGGUACAAACUCUGCGUCUAUGGUUUCAAAGGAGAAACCGUCAAGGAUGCCCUGUGCAAGGACGGAAGGUUUCUUCCCUUUUUGGAGAGCGACAGUUGGAAACUCAUUAGUAACCUGGACUCCAUUGUAGAAAACACUCAGCCGAUUGAUGAGUUAGAGGGUAAGCUCUUUCAGGUUGAGGCUGAGACAGGAAUGAACCCUACGGCGACCACAGCUGCUCAAAACUCUGAGUUAGAGGAAAGAAACACCCGUGUGUUGAAAGAGUACCUUGUGGAAGAGUAUCCCAGUUUGAAAAUAGAAAGUGAAAACAUCAGGGAAAACUUGAAGGAAAAAAUGAAAAAAAGAAAGAGGAAAACUUCUCUAUUUAAAUUGCAUAGAACAAACUUUGGGAAACAGACAAAAAACUCGACUCCAGUGAAAAUAAUCAAACUUCUUUCUCGUCUCAGUGACUCUGUUGGGUACAUAUUCUGGAACAAUAAUGGAAAUGGAGGUUCUGCCACCUGCUUUGUUUUUAAAGAACCGUACAUUUUCACUUGUCGGCAUGUAAUCAACGACAUCGUGGGAGAAGGAAUAGAGCCAAGUAAGUGGGCCGACAUCAUCAGUCAAUGUGUAAGGGUGACAUUUGAUUAUGAAGAGUUCCCAGCUGAAGGAAACAAAUGCUUUUGCAUUGAACCUUGGUUUGAGAUAUCUGAUAAAACUCUUGACUACGCUGUCCUGAAACUGAAGGAAAAUGGACAAGAAGUACCUGUGGGUCUUUAUAAUGGAAUUGGUCCUGUACCAUGGAGUGGUUUGAUAUAUAUCAUUGGCCAUCCCAAUGGAGAAAAGAAGCAUACUGAUGCCUGUGUUGUGAUCCCUCAGGGUGAACGAGAAAAGAAAUGUCAGGAAAAGUUUCAGAUGAGAGAAGCUUUUAUCCAUAUGUACACUCAAAUAAGCUUCCAGGAAAUGCUUCAAAACCCUGAUGUGAUUACCUAUGACACCACCUUCUUUUUCGGGUCUUCUGGCUCCCCGGUAUUUGAUUCCAAAGGCUCCUUGGUGGCCAUGCAUAUGGCUGGCACUACUUGUCAGAUACCAAAUGAGGAUGCUCAUAUCAUUGAGUUUGGCUCUUCUAUGUCUUCUGUCCUUUCUGAUAUUAAGCAAAACCAUAAAAAAUGGUAUAAUGACAUAUUUCUUAGUCGACAGGAUGUAGAAAUGCAGAGUCUAGAGGACUGAGGACUGGUGAGAAUUCAGUCCACUUGCCAAUUUUAAGGGACUUGCCUAUGUUAUUCCAUAGGCAAUGAUAAUGAUUAUCUAACUUCCACAGUGGUCAAUUUCAUAAAACAUAAUGAUAAUUGAUAUUGUAGACCACUUCCCGUGUACCUGCCACUUUUCUGUCCCAUGGAGAAAUAAAUGCUAGCAACCCUAUGAGGUAGACAGUUACCCCUAUUUUAAAGUCAAGCAAAGUGAAGAAUUGAUAAGAUCAAGCAACAGUUUAUGACAACAAUGUCCUGUAAUCAUUGAUUUUUUUCAUUGUUCGAUUCUUUUCCCUGAAUUCACUUGCUUCAGAGCAGGAGUUUAAACUUGUUUACUAAUUAUCCCCAAUAUCUGACACAUGGAAAAGAAAUGCUUAGGAAAAUGUGUGGGUGAAUCAGGAGCAAAAUAUAGCACUGUUAAUGUUAACUGACGAGUUAAAUGCUUGGUUAGAAAUAUCACAAAAGAAAUAUCACAAUUGUUAUUGUUAAUACUGUUAAAAACAUACUUUUGUAUGGGAAACAAAAAAACCAUAAAAAAAAGAAAUAUCACAAACAAAAUCUUCUACAAUUUCUGAAAUUCUCAUAUCACUACGCUUGUCAGACUUUCUGACUUGUUCUGGACAGUCAGAAGUGACAUCCACUCUUCCCAUAUGAACAGGCUGUGAGGACAAGGUUUUGAUUUCCGUUUUUUUUUUUGUUUUUUUUUAACCUGAUGUCCUUUUUUCUGUUCCAAGAUCCCACCCAGUGUACAUAUCACAUGUAACUCUCAUGUCCUUGGGCUCCUCUUGGCUGGGACAGUUUCUCAAACUUCUUGUUUUUGAUGACCUUUACAGUUAGGUCAGGCAUUUUGGUAUCUAUUAGAAUUGUCAGAUGCUUUUCUGGUUAGACGGGCUUGUGGGUUCUGGGGAGGAAGGUUAUAGUAUAAAGUAUCAUUCUCACCCUACCAAGGGAUCAUACUGUCAACAUGACCCAUCGUUAUUGGUGCUGGUCUUUCUCACCUGAAUGAAAUGGUGUUUAUCAGGUUUCUCCACUUUCCCUACAUGGUAGUCUUUGGAAGGAAGUUACUAUGCACAGCCCAUGUUUGUGAAGUGGAGACUUAGGUUCUCCUUCCUUAUGUGGGGGACUGCUGGAGAAUCUACAUAAUUUAUUUGGGAUCAUUUUGCAUGGGAGAUUUGUCUCUUUUCCCCAUUUAUAUAUUCCAUCAUUUAUGAACAUCAGUAUGAACUCAUGGAGAACCUUAAUUCCAUCUAGAUCCAUAACCACGUGGAUCAUUUUUCCUUCCUUCCCUUGCUUAUCUGUAAAUUUCCUACUCCAACCAUGGAAAAUAUGGUUCUGAUCACGCCUUAGUCAUUUACUUAACUGUUUAAUUCUGAUAUACAACUGGCACAGUGGUGCAGAACUGUAAUCCUGGAAACUCAAGGCGCUGAGGCAGGGGAAUUGCAAAUUUCAGGGUGACCUGAGCAACUUAGCAGGACCCUCAAUAACUUAAUAAGACCCUGUCUCAAAAUAAAAAUAAAAAGGGCUGGGGAUGUGGUUCAGUGGUAAAGCACAGGAACAAAAUGUAUCUAGAUGAGAAAUAACUUCAACAACUAAUGGCUUUUUGGCAUUUAUUUAGAUUCUCUUGUCACAGCCUAUAUUCAUUCUUCCCUUUGAUCUUUUGACCUCCUAAAUGAAUUUUUAAAUUUGUACAUACUGAUUCCCUCUGUGCCAUCAAGUUCUAUAGGUUUUAGCAAGUGCAUGAUGUCAUGUAUCCACCCUUGCAAUGUCAUACAGAGUAGUUUCAUCUCCCUAAAAUUUCCCUGUGCUUCACCUACUUAUCCUUUUCCUCUUUCCUAUACCCCUGGCAGUCACUGAUUUUUUAAUUGCCUUUAUAGUUUUACUUUUUGCAGAAUGAUAUAUAAGUAUAGUCAUAUAGUAUAUAGCAUUUUCAGUUUGAUUUAUUUCAUUUAGAAGGUUUCUGUGUGUGUAUUUUAUAGCUUGAUAAAUCAUUUCUUCUUAUCACUGGAUAAUAUACCACUAAAUGGAUUUACAAUAAUUUGUUUAUUUGCUCACCUUUCAAAAUAUAUCUUAGUUACUUCUAAUUCUGGGUGAUUAUGAAUAAAGUUUCUGCAAACACUUG